AUGCGAUUCUCCAUAUCCGUCCUUUGUUUUGUGUCUCAAGUCCUUGGGCAAUUGCCUGCGUAUACCGGGCCCUAUGGCGUCGGCCUAAUAGACGUCGAGGUCCCCGGGAACGGCGCGACAUUCAGUAAUUAUACCUUAAAGGGGACGGAUCAAAGAGCCUUUUAUCUCGAAACCGUCUUGACGUCCAUCUACUAUCCGACCGCGAAAGACUAUGCGAACGCUUCCCAAGCGCCGCAUCCCUGGCUACCCAGACCCCUGGAAGUCAUCGCCGAAGGGUUCGCGAAAGCGGGAGGGUUCGGUGAUCCAUCGGUCAUCUUGGCGGGGCUGCAAGUUCUCGGAGGGAACGUCACGAUCCCGGCGCAGGUCGACGCACCGCUCUCUCCCGACGGCGGGGCAUUUCCUGUCAUUGUCUUCAGCCAUGGCGAUACGUCGCUGUCGACGUGGUAUUCGAUCUUCUGCGGCGAGCUCGCCAGUCGGGGAAAUGUGGUCGUUGCGAUUCAGCAUCGAGAUGGCACGUCUGCUGGGACGGUGAUCCGCCCUAAAGAUGGGCAGGAGAGAAAUCUGACGUACCUCCGGCCCGAGGAUGUGGAGCCGGUUCCGUCGGAAUUGAACCUCACGAUGGUGAAGCGGACCUUUCGGCAAGGAGAAGUCCACGAGGUGGUCCAGAUGAUAGAGGCUAUCAAUGACGGGGGUGGGGGGGGGACCUAUCGCAGCAACUCCCGCAAUGAAGGCAGAGAUUUGGCGAAUUGGAAAGGCCGCCUGGACCUUACUCAUCUUGUAGCCAGUGGGCAUUCAUUCGGAGCUACUUCUACUAUGGAUUCUCUCGGGGGAGAGUUAACACUGGUGGACUCAUUCACUGCUUCAAUUGUUUUUGAUCCUGGUAAAUUGAGUGGUCCCCUGAACAGAAACGUGUCCGUUCCUCUCUUGGUGGCCGACUCUCUCGAAUGGUCCCUGAUACCCGCCCUGCUCGACGGCCAGAAUCAUUUCGAUCUGGUCAAACGAAUCGCCGAAGAUUCCCUGCAGAAGACAAACGGUAGCUGGUUCAUGACGAAUCUGGGAACCGCACAUGUAUCAGUAUCCGACGCCCCAAUCCUGGCCGGAGACCUCAUCACUGCAUUCGAUAGCGGUGCCGGCAACGCGACCAUCGACCCGCAGGUGGCCCUCCAGCGCUACAUCGAUGUGUCGGCGAACUUCCUCCAAUUUCUAAAAGAUGGAUCGCGGAAUGGCAUCUUGGCUUCUGAAGUGACGCAUCCAUUUUUUGUCAAUGAAUCGGGGCGGGACUGGGUGGUUCACGUCGCUCCGUAA
This is a messenger RNA of Eremomyces bilateralis CBS 781.70, 1305 nucleotides long. RefSeq lists its product as uncharacterized. The coding region runs from base 1 to 1305 and encodes 434 amino acids. Gene Ontology annotation, molecular function: 1-alkyl-2-acetylglycerophosphocholine esterase activity. The transcript is spliced from 6 exons. The record is from RefSeq and is a predicted model, not a curated record. NCBI's taxonomy places the organism in Eukaryota, Fungi, Ascomycota, Dothideomycetes, Eremomycetales, Eremomycetaceae.